CAAAUUAAUUAUACAUUUUUGGUCAGUGCUUCAGAGGCCUGUGCCUAAUUCAUAUAUGUACUUCAUGGAAAUAUUUUUUGUCUUAACAUUUUACCGAAUGUUGGUAGUAGUUGUUCUUCCACACCGACCUGUUCUUCCACACCGACCUCGAUAAAGCAUUUCUGUAUGGACCUAGCUUUGUGUAUGGGAGCAUUGUCAUGCUGGACAGGAAAGGGCCUUCCCCAAACUGUUGCCACAAAGUUGGAAGCACAGAAUUGUCUAGAAUGUCAUUGUAUGCUGUAGCGUUAAGAUUUCCCUUCACUGGAUCUAUUCCUCCUCCACCAAACUUUUCAGUUGGCAUUGGGGUAGGUAGCAAUCUCCUGGCAAUCCACCAAACCCAGAGUUGUCCGUCGGAUUGCCAGAUGGUGAAGCGUGAUUCAUCAAUCCAAGUAACGUGUUUCCACUGCUCCAGAGUCUGGUGGCGAGCUUUACGCCACUCCAGCCGACUCUUGGCAUUGCGCAUGGUGAUCUUCAGCACUUCCAGUUGACCGGGUCAGCUGUAGCUGGGUUGAAAUUUGACGAACUGACUUGUUGGUAAGGUGGCAUCGUAUGACAAUGCCACGUUGAAAGUCACUGAGCUCUUCAGUAAGGCCAUUCCACUGCCAAUGUUUGUCUAUGGAGAUUGCAUGGCGGUGUGAUCCAUUUUUAUACACUUCUCAGCAACGGAUGUGACUGAAGUAGCCAAAUCCAGUAAUUUAAAGGUGUGUUCACAUACUUUUGUAUAUACAGUCAGAAGUUUACAUACACUUAGGUUGGAAUCAUUAAAACUCGUUUUUCAACCACUCCACAAAUUUCUUGUUAACAAACUAGUUUUGGCAAGUCGGUUAGGACAUCUACUUUGUGCAUGACACAAGUCAUUUUUCCCAACAAUUGUUUACAGACAGAUUAUUUCACUUAAGAUUCACUGUAUCACAAUUCCAGUGGGUCAGAAGUUUACAUACACUAAGUUGACUGCACCUUUAAACAGCUUGCAUAAUUCUAGAAAAUGAUGUCAUGGCUUUAGAAGCUUCUGAUAGGCUAAUUGAUAUCAGUUGAGUCAAUUGGAGGUGUACCUGUGGAUUUAUUUCAAGGCCUACCUUCAAACUCAGUGUCUCUUUGCUUGACAUCAUGGGAAUAUCAAAAGAAAUCAGCCAAGACCUCAGAAAAAAAUGGUAGACCUCCACAAGUCUGGUUUAUCCUUGGGAGCAAUUUCCAAAUGCCUGAAGGUGAUCAACCAUGAUACUCGCAGGUUUCGCUUUCGACUUCCCUCAACAGAACAUAUCCUGGGACUCCCUGUAGGGAAUCAUGUAUACCUCUCUGCCCGUAUUGACGGCAGCCUGGUAGUCAGACCAUAUACACCUGUGUCCAGCAACGACGACAAAGGAUAUGUUGAUCUGGUUGUGAAGAUCUACUUCAGGAAUGUGCACCUUAAGUUUCCUGACGGGGGGAAGAUGUCCCAAUACCUGGAGAGUUUGCAGCUGGGAGACGUGGUAGACUUCAGAGGACCAGGAGGCCUGCUGGAGUACAAAGGACAUGGGCAGUUUGCAGUUCAGACAGACAAAAAGUCUCCUGCUGAGAUAAAAGUUGCCAGUACUGUGGGUCUGAUAGCUGGAGGAACAGGCAUCACCCCUAUGCUACAGCUGGUGCGCGCCAUCAUGAAGGACCCCAGUGACAGCACCACCUGCAGCCUGCUGUAUGCUAACCAGACUGAGAAGGACAUCCUGCUGAGGGAUGAGCUGGAGGAGGUCCAAGUCCGACACCCAGACCGCUUCAAGCUGUGGUUUACAGUGGACAGGGCACCCGAUGGCUGGGAGUACAGUGAGGGCUUCAUCAAUGCAGACAUGAUUCAGGAGCACCUGCCGGCCCCCAGUGACGACACCUUGGUGCUCAUGUGCGGUCCGCCCCCCAUGAUCCAGUUUGCCUGCAACCCUAACCUGGACAAGUUGGCCUACCGGAAGAGUCAGCGCUUUGCCUACUAGUCUCCAGCCUCGGGACUCUCCUCCCAGCCACCCCCGGCCUGGGCAUUCUCAAUUCAACAAGGACAUCAAUUCAGUGUUAGACUUAAGCUGGAACUACUGCUUGAGAACCAGCAUCUCUUUAUAGAAUAUUCGGUUAAAACUAUUGCAGAGUUCCGGGACCUAAACAUAAACAAUACCGGCACCCAAAAUGAGUAAUGGCUCCUAUUUCAGUCCACUAGAAGCACUGAAUCAGUCUACUGCCAAAACCCCAAUCUGAUAAGUGCAGACGUGCCCUCUUAUAUAUCAGGUUGAUCAUUAAAUGCUCACUUGCAACCAAAGUCCUACCUUUGUAUUAUUGACCUCCACUAAGCUCUGCCUCCAUCCCCUGCUGAUGGCUACAAUUGAUUGGGCCCUGUGUAUUUUUAGGUGAGCUGUUGAGGCUUUGAUUUAUUAUUGAUGUUCUUACCCUUGCACGUUCUUCCUAAGAACAGGACAGAGAGAACAAACCCUAAAGAUAAAGCCACAUAAUGAACUGAAUUACGCCCAGGGGUGCAGUGCUGAAUAUGAGAAGGCCGCCCAGGCAGCAUUGCUUUAAAUGCACACAUGCCAAAUUAUAUGCACUUAAGUAUUUCAGCUUCUGCAGAGAUGCAUUAUACUGUAUUUUGGCAUCUGCUUUGAGUGUUACAAAUAUAUACAGUGCCCUUUGUAUUUACUGGGAUGUUGACAAUUUUGUUGUUAUUUUGGCUCUACUCUAGAAUUUUGCAUUUCAAAUGUUACAAUGACUAUGAGGUUAAAGUGCAGACUGUCAGCUUUAAUGUGACUUUUUGCACUUUUUGUACAUCGUCCUCUCAUUUUAGGGGACCAAAAGUAUUGGGACAAAUUCACUUGUGUGUAUUAAAGUAGUCAAAAGUUUAGUGUUUUGUCCAAUAUACACGCAAUUGAUGAUUAAAUUAAGCUUGUGACUCUAAACAUGUGUUGGAGUCAUUUGCUGUUUUGGUUGUGUUUCAGAUUAUUUUAUGCCCACUAGAAAUGAAUGGUAAAUAAUGUAUUGUCA
Oncorhynchus keta (chum salmon) is the source of this 3030-nucleotide messenger RNA. Its product is annotated as NADH-cytochrome b5 reductase 3-like. Bases 1188 to 1997 code for a protein of 269 amino acids. Gene Ontology annotation, cellular component: mitochondrion. NCBI's taxonomy places the organism in Eukaryota, Metazoa, Chordata, Actinopteri, Salmoniformes, Salmonidae. The transcript has 8 exons. Gene Ontology annotation, molecular function: oxidoreductase activity; FAD binding. The record is from RefSeq and is a predicted model, not a curated record.